AUGGUGGCAGCAGUCUUGUCUGAAGCUGUCGUGUCCGAAGCGCUGCAUCAGUUGUAUAGUCCCGUCAGCUCUCCGCGCGUGCGUCGUCGUGCCGAUUCUCUUCUUCAACAGUUCCAGCGCUCUCCUCAAGCUUCAGUAACAGCGCUUGCCGUGCUUCAAAAUCCUAUCGUCAUUACUGGCAAUGCUGAGCACGAUGCCUUAGAACGAGCCAAGCGUGUGUUUUCGGCGUCCACGAUCUACUUCUCUGUGGCUAUGUACAUUCGCAAGUACAAGUUGGAUGAUGUGUCAAAAUGGACACUUCAAGAUCGUGAACAGCAUGAGCUGGUGGUCAAAAAUUUUGGUCAAAUGGCUCAGAAUGUCUGGAACGUGCUUACUGGGCCUUGUGGCACGCAAGAAGAGCUGAAUGUUCAGACUUAUCUCGCUCUUACAGUUGCUGUCAUUUUGUUACGCUUUCACGAACCUCAGGGCAAUGCCACUGUGAUUGAUGCAGUAGAAUGGCUUGUGAAAAAUCAAGAACAUCCUAUAAUUGAUAGAACAACAGCUGCAUUGUCGAAUUUUGCCGUUUUGUUGACGCUUAAGGUGAUUCCAGAGGAAGUGGACAAUAAGCGCGUUAAAUUUGCCAAAUUUAGGCGUGAUCAUUGUGAAGAUAUGGUGCAAAUAUGUGCAGCUCACGUGGUACGACAUGUUUUGCCAUUAAUUGCUGGUGCGAUUGAUGCUAAUGAGGAGCAAAAGCAGCUCGGAGCCUUGUUGCUCCAAACGUUUGCGAGCUGGGUGGAGCAUGGUACGGUGCCUCCCGCUGUGCUCAUGGAGUGCGGGCUCUUGGACCGAGCGUUUUGUGACAUGUUGUUGCCAUCGUCUUCCUUGUCUGCAAUGAAUGCUGUUCGUGAAGUGGUUCGCGUCUGUCAGCAAGAUGAACAUGCGCAGCUAAUGGAGUGUAUCAUGCAUAAUUUUGUUAUCUUAAGAAAAAAAAUCCAAGAAUGCAUCGCAGCAAACGAGAAGAGCUUAGAUUUUUGUGUGAAUGAUUGUGCAAGAGCGAUCUCGGAGUGUGGACAAGCAUUCAUUACGUAUUUUGUGGAUUAUACACUGAAUUUACAACCUGGAUCACUAGUGUAUGAAUUUCUCGACGCAAUUUUGUUUUUCACAUCACUGAAUCUUUUUAAUACCUCUCACGAGACCAUGGACUUCUGGGUUGAUUUUCGCACCUAUAUUUCUGGAAAAUAUGAACAGCGCAUGUUUGGAUUCGAGACGUUUAUUUCGCGGCUGAUGAAUAUCUUAAUUGAGCGUACGGAGUUUCCAAAAGGAUUUGAAGAUCUGUCGGAUGCUGCAAAAGAACGUUUUUUUUUGUUUCGAAGCGAGGCUCGCAAUGUCUUUCGAGCACUUGUUACAGUCUCAGUGGCUAGCGAAGACAAGUUUAUCGUCGAUGCUAUUCAUGCUGUCUUUCAACAAUACGAAAUCGUCGAUUCAGGAUCUCCUUUACCAACAAAUUGGUGGCAACAUACUGAAGUUUAUGUUCACGCUCUGAGUGCAGUAUCAAAAUCUAUUCGUGAAGAAGAUACGUGUCUUAUGCCGAGACUGUUAGGUUAUUUGUCAAGGAAGGAGCCCUCACACCGUGCACUCUUACGCACUAUAACCAUCUUCUUAGGUAUGAUCGGUCAUUGGUUUGCGAAACAUCCAGAGUACCUGUCAAAUUAUGCAUUUGAAAUCAUCUUCUAUGGCCUAAAGACUCAAGAUGAACUUGAAUACACAUCCAGUCAGUACGGCCAAAAAGACCACGUAGGCGCUGUGGCGCUACGUAAGUUAACCUCUCGCUGUGGGUCACACUUUUUUAAUCCGCUUUGGAUCGAGGCACUGGUGGAUUUGUACCGUUUAAAUUGUCCAAUGUUGGGCGGAUCUUCGAAAAUAUGCUUAACGGGUGAUAGUGCCAGGCUUAUCGUGGACUCUAUCUGCCGUGUCCUCACCACGGUGUCGUACAAGGACGCGCUUCCAGUAAUAGACGAACUUGGAGCCAUCAUAUUUGCGGAACUUUCAGCUCGAUGUAGUCAAGCAAACACUUAUGAUGAAAGCCCAGUCGAGUUUCUGAGCGAGAAUCUUAGACACCUUUUCGUAUUGGCGACCCGAAUUUCAGUGCAGUUAGAUCAAAAUACUCCACACCCAAUUUUGUGCGUGUUACAAAGGCAUUGGGAAAUCUUGAAAGUAGCAUUAAGUUUGUAUGGCUGUUGUGAAGAAGUGGCGGAAUCGUUCUGCACGCUUUUGGUUGGUGUAUUUGAAUCACUACGAUCUCAAGCUUUAAAUUUUGCAUCUGCUAUUGUGCCGUCUUUACUUGAACAGUUCGCGAAUAGUCAUUAUGCGUGUUACUUAAGCGUGAUUAAGAGUAUCAUUGGCUGCGCUGGUGAUGAUGACGCUACAAGUGCGAGCUUAGUACGUGUAUUUACGAUCGUCAGUGAGACUUCAAUGAGUAAAAUAGCUGCAGACGGCAGUGUUGACCAACAUUCUGGCCUCACCAUUGCGCUUUUUACGUUGGUAGCAAGUUGUGGUACCCACCAUCCAUCAAUCUUAGCUCGGUCAAACCAGUUGGAAAGUGUUCUGGCACUAGCACUGCAUGCGUUGAAGUCCCAGAACCCUGACGUUGGAGCUGCUACUUUAGACUUCCUAUUUGAGCUCAGCUCUUUGUACGGUCAGAUCAUUCGUACGCCAGAUAGUUUGUUUCAGGGACCGGAGCUUGCAGGCAAGUUAUUGCUACAUGAACAAAUUCAGACGUUACUUUUCGAAAAGGAUGUCCAGUACCAUAUUCUUUUUGCUCUUUUCAAUGCUGCGGCAGGAGGAAUGGCUCCGAACUUGAUGGAAAAGAUUGCAGAGGUUGUGCGGUCUUGCUGGGUUUACUUUGGACGCCAGCGCAGCGAAGAGCUGAUUAAUCGACUUCUAUCCGAUAGAAACUUUAAGGGCUCCCAAGUGAGCGAUCGCGCUCGAACUGAGUUCCUUAAUUACAUUUCUACUUCAAUUUCUAUGGAAAACUCGCGCAAGUUUAAGCGCGUUUUAAACACGUUUUGCGACCACUUUAAGCGCACUCUUGCCGAGAGUGCUAUGUUAGUGUAG
This is a messenger RNA of Plasmopara halstedii, 3093 nucleotides long. RefSeq names its product Nuclear transport regulator. The record is from RefSeq and is a predicted model, not a curated record. NCBI's taxonomy places the organism in Eukaryota, Oomycota, Peronosporomycetes, Peronosporales, Peronosporaceae. The coding region runs from base 1 to 3093 and encodes 1030 amino acids. Gene Ontology annotation, biological process: protein import into nucleus. Gene Ontology annotation, cellular component: cytoplasm; nuclear membrane. The transcript is spliced from 2 exons.